Pseudophryne corroboree (corroboree frog) is the source of this 2436-nucleotide messenger RNA. Its product is annotated as TRAF family member-associated NF-kappa-B activator-like. The record is from RefSeq and is a predicted model, not a curated record. Gene Ontology annotation, biological process: canonical NF-kappaB signal transduction. Bases 210 to 1019 code for a protein of 269 amino acids. Lineage: Eukaryota; Metazoa; Chordata; Amphibia; Anura; Myobatrachidae. The transcript is spliced from 4 exons.
AGAGAAACUAAGUCACAGUAUACACACACAUAUUUUAGAAACGUCUAAAUAAUGAAUAUGCACCUUUACUAUAUUGUAUGGCUGCUGUUGGAUGCUCAGCAAUACUGCUACACUUGGAAACGUUCCUGAAUUGCUUAUUUAAGACUUUUUUUCAGCACUAGAAAGAAGAAAUACAGAGGGGUUGGUGUUCUCUAGGUACUAUAAAAGCAAUGGAAGAUGCUUUCUUUGCACUUUACCAAGAAUUUAGAGAGCUGCAAGCUGUAUGUUCAAAACAGGCUGAACUUCUACAACAACUACUUUCAAAGAAGGCUCUUGAUGCAGAAAUGCCCAUAUCAAAGCCAAUCCAAUGCACUGAUGUGGGGUACCGCACAUGCUCCGAAAGACCUCUCCUCAUGUUGAAAGGAACGGAAGUCUCUGAUGCGGAAACCUCCACGACUGUGGCUGAUGAAGUGUCUGCACCAUCAGGAACUAACGAAAAAUCCAGUCUAUUUGACUUUGAUGUACAAUUCUUUCCAAAUAAAGACCAAUACAGUGCAGCUGGUAAAGGAGUGGCUGCCAAUGAUCUCCUCCAUGCAGACCACAACGUGGAUAAAAGAGGGAUAAAUUCUAACCUUGCAUUGUUUAUCAAAAACUACACCCCAACAUUUCCGAAUCUAGAUGGAGUUGGGGUUAAAAUACCUCCUGUAAUUUCACAUAUUGACUUUUUAACCCCAGUUGAUGGGGAUCAUGAUCUCAGUUUGUCUAAUAUCUAUGAAGAAGACUUGAGUUUUCUGCAGUCAAAAGACAUAUCUCUUGGAGAGCUUCUCGGCACACAGAACAAGAAUGUGAAUGCAGUAAGAGGACCAGCCCAGCCUACAUGGAGUCCAGGAUGUCUGUCAGAAGAAGGCCAGCCUGGUCAGUGUGUGGACUCGGACGUUAGUCUCAGCUCUCAGAUAUGUGAAUUCUGCCAGGCAAUAUUUCCAGCAGGUGCAGCAACCAAAGGAGAAUUUCUUGGACAUCUUACUGGGCAUAUGGAAUGACCUUCAGCAUCAUACCAUAAUUGUAGAGCAGUAGAAGGUUACAAGAGUGGGGAAAAACUUCCAUAUUUCAAAAUUGUACAUCUUCAAAUAGCUAUCAGUUAUUGGUUUGUAUAUGUUCACGGUGCAUUAAAUACGUAAUCUUUCUUGUCUGGCACCCUGUAAUGUCUUGCCAUGUAUUUAGUGAUAUCAGGCAUAACAGGUUUGGAUUUUAUAUGGAAAAUAAAAAUAAAAACUUUGCUGAUAUAAAUACAAGACUGAAAAUCACAGAAAAAAAGCGCAGAAAACUGCAUGAAUCAUGAAAGAAAUUAUAGAGGUUAUAAGACAAAUCUAUUUCUACACCACGUAAGUAUACUAAUAAUGGAGACUUUCUAUGCUUCCUCAGCCCAAGAGAGAGAAUACAUGAAACCCCGAAUAACAUAUGGAAAUUCCAUGAACCAUAUGCACACUUUUGGGACGUGUCCUCACUACUUUCCAGCUUCUUUGCAAUAACAGUGGUUGCAAGGCAACAGAACAUGUAUUAAGGAAGCUGUCUGAGAGUGAGCAUAAUGCUUUCAUACUGGGUUGGGACAGAGGGAGCAUACAACAGCUGGUGUCACCAGGGUGGGGCAUUUACGUAGUGCAAUGUGUUAGAAUAACUUCAUUUAGAAAGUGGUGGGCCCGCUUUCAAAUCAACUACAUGUGGAAACGCUCUCAAAUGUAUUUUUAUUCUUUACCACAAGAAGAUUGGAAAACACCAGAAAGUAAAUCAAAGUCAUACAUUUCUCUUAAUAAUAGGGACAAUAAAGGUGCAUACACACUUGCCGAGAAGUUAAACAACGUCGCUCAUUUUCACGAUGUUGUUUACUUUCUCAGCAAGUGCGUAUGCCACCAUGGAACGAUGUGCGGCUGUCGGCUAUGCAUGCAGCUCAAUGUGACCUGUCGUCCAAGAACUGCCUGCCCGGCUGCGGCGUGACGUCACUGAGCGAUAUUGUCAUCAUAUCGCUCAGUGUGUAUGCACUGCCACCGACCGUCCGGCCCGGGAGGGGGAAACACUAGGUGACGUCACUCAUAGAACACAUCGCCUAGUGUGUACCUACCUUAAGAGAGCAACAAUGGGAACGUAGCUGGCAGAACAAAAUAUGUAAUUGGAGCUAGGGUGUUAAAAAUAGUGUUUUAUGGAGUACAAAUAUAUAACCUACAGUCAGCAUUUUCCAUAAGUAUUUUAGCUCUUGUCACCGCCAUUAUUUAGGAACAUUAUUAAGGUACAGUUAUUUCACACUUAUUUACAAAUUUCUCAGUGGUGUUAUAGUUUAUCAUUGUAAUAUAUAAACCAGAGCAUGUCCUUCAGGCGUAUAUCAAGUAUAUGUACCGCUUGGACGCUGCUGUUAAAGGAACAAUGUCAUGAUAAAAUGGAUUCAUGCUUCUAAAUAAAGAAUUA